Asterias rubens (European starfish) is the source of this 1928-nucleotide messenger RNA. RefSeq lists its product as uncharacterized. The record is from RefSeq and is a predicted model, not a curated record. The transcript has 7 exons. Bases 903 to 1613 code for a protein of 236 amino acids. Lineage: Eukaryota; Metazoa; Echinodermata; Asteroidea; Forcipulatida; Asteriidae.
UUGUUUGCAAGGACCUCUAGUAUGCGCAGCCAUUUUGGCAUAUGAGUGAUAAUAUCAAAUACAGUAUGGAAAGGCUUGCGGUAGCACCAUGUAAUAACGAUACCCCUAAUCCUACUUAAUGAUAAAAAAGAAACUUCAUGUUUAGAUUUCGCCUUGACACUUUCCUAACAAUUACAAUAAUUUAAUUGGAACAUAGCUCGACUACUAUACAUGAACUUUCCCCCCGGAAGUGUGCACCGCAUUUCCUGGAAAUUUAAGCACCAAUGAAACUUAACAUUGGUAAUAAAACACAUAACUUGUAGUAAAUCGAAAAGGUAUCCCGUCCCUAAAUUAGAACUCAACCCAACUGAUGGUGGGCAACAGACAAGUCUACCCAAAACUAAUGUCAUGGUAUUGUAUCCACCAUAAUCGCAAAAUGGCUGUAAUGCUAAGUUUACAUGUAACUGUGCCAGGUGGUGAAAACUAUGCAACUAUACCCGGACUUCAACCAAACUUGUUUGCGUGCCGACCAUUAUGCAUUGUGACAUUUUACUGAUUAUGAGCUAUUCCAUUUGGGUUUAACCAACCUGGGGACGCUGUAUGUUAUUCUGAUGAUAAAACUCCAUGCACAGUGGGAAUUUCCACUGAAUGAAAACACUCGAAAUAUUGCACAAUUUUUAGGAGCCAGACAGAAACCUCGAUGAAUGGUUCUGACGUCGGACAUUUACUGGAAAAAAAAAUCAGUGGACAUCACUUUCAUUUUAAAAUCCAGGACUUUAUAACUCGUGAACAGCAAAACUACCGAGUCAUUCAACGUUUGCUUGAGGCACGCACGCACUACAAUAGACCGCUACGUUCUCACCCGGUUGACUAAUCAGCUUCUCUAAAGUUUCUAUUCAGCGUAGCUGCUUUACUUGAUCGAGAUGGAUAAAACUGGCACAAUUCUUCUGGUCGUGUUGGCUGCACUUUGCGCAGGACUCCCAGAGGUCACCGGAGUGAUCACACUAUCUCCCUCGGGCGAACACGAGGUCAGCCUCUACUGUUCCUUUCGUAACUACCAAGGAGAAUCAGUCUUCUACCGUGUUAUCGACGACAGAAACGUCACGUUAUCGCAAGGCUCCAAGUACUUCGUAAUGCGAUGUAACAGGACAACUAGUGACGUACAAGGAGAAGACUCUGUACUGAUCAUUACUGAAGCUGAGGAGUCGGAUAGCGGGACGUAUGGGUGUGCACUGAAUGUCAAGAGCAUCAUCAACUGGGCAGUGAGUAAAGUGACCGACGUAACGGUCAAACCAGCAUACCCAGGGGAAGACCACACCCAUUCGAUGUCACUAACAACACAAAUUAACAAGGAACAAGGAACGAUUGAACAAUCGAAUCAGGGUGCGAACAACGAGCAAAGCUCUGACAAGACUGUCCUUGGCGCUGUAGCGACACCGAUUCUUUCAUUUGUGGUAGUGAUACUAUUGAUCGCAGUGGCAGUAUUGUCAUGGAAAUAUCGUGAACUGAAGAACCAUAGGUAUGGACCACCUCGUGAACAAGGGGAGGUCGAAGCUGACACAACACAGACGAGUCGAGUCACAUUCUCCCGGUCCCCGAAUGGCUCCAUUCACCUGGACACAUCUUCAGUUUAGAUGACAUGAAUACCCCCUCCGCAGUAAAGAGAAAGAGGAGGUGAAAACAAACUCAUAUCCCUUGUGAGUCUCUCUGUGAACAUUGGACACUCUUUCCAGUGACCUAUGUGAUAGUGUGGCUUGCAGAGGGAAAGUUAAGCUGGUUCACAUUAAAGCAUUUAGCUGGUGCUUCGAUGACGCGAAGUCCUCCAGUAAAAGUCGACAGUGCCCUCUUGUGGUGGAAUCGAUGUAAGGUGCGGUCUAGAACAGUGCUAUGACUGACAUCGGAUCAGCUGGGUCACACUUCGAGGCUCGUGAGUUACAUACGCCUGAAGC